AUGGCAAAUGAUUUAUUGCAAGUAAAGUGUGAUAUUUGCGACGAGAUCGCUCACGAGCCUUAUAUAGAGUGUUGUGAAUGCGACACUGUAUUGUGUUGUACCUGUUUCGCGUCGGGAAAAGAAAAAGAUAAUCACAAAAACGAUCACAAGUACGCUAUAAGAAAAAAUGAUUUUCCAUUAUUUGAAAACUGCAACUGGUCAGCUAAAGAGGAAUGUAAACUAUUGAAUGCACUGUCUAAUUAUGGUUAUGGAAACUGGGAAGAAAUAGCUAAGAGUGUGCAUACGAGAUCGAAACUGGAAUGCCAAGAGCAUUAUAAAAAGUAUUACAUAGAAAACGUGAAGUAUGACGAGCUGAAAUUAUUACCGGAAACUAAAGAGUCGUUAUAUCAACCACCUCUAACACCAUACUUGUAUAACACAGAGCUUAGUAUAAACCCACCAAGAAAUAACCAAUCCGAUCCACUUCUCGCCGGUUACAAUGCCCAUAGAUCUGACUUUGAGCUUAGCUAUGACCACAACGCCGAAAACAUAUUCAGCACCGAUAUAAGUUAUGCCGCUGAUGAUGAAGAUGACGAUGAAUGUAUGGAUUCACUGAAGGUUAGUUUGGUGAGUGCACUAAACACUAGAUUACGAGAGAGGCAACGGCGUUACAACAUCAUUCAAGAACACGGACUCAUCAUGACUAAUAAGUUAUUGUCAUGGUUGAAGAGGUUUGAUAGUACGCUAUCCAGAUCAAAAGCGGAGAAACUACUAUCAUUCAUGCAGUUCAUGAGUGGAAUGCAAUUUGACGCCUUAAUGGAGUCACUCAGUUUAGAAGAGGAAAUUCUCAAUAGAAUCGUAAGGCUGUGUGAUUAUCGGAGGAAUGGUAUUAGGACUCUGUACUCAGCUCGUCUUUAUAACCAUUUAAAGAAACAAAACGACAAAGUCUAUAAAGAACAGAAAUACGUCACCAAUAUGAUGAUUAAGAAGUUCGACAGUCAGUCGCAGAUGAAGAGUAAAAAUAGUUUGUUCGGUAACAGUAUUGGCAGCAAGAAGAUUAAAAGAACACUCAUGCCGUUGGACAUAUUGGAUGUGCCAGGAUACCACUUGCUGUCGGACAGUGAGAGAGAUUUGUGCUCCAAUGUUAGAGUGAUCCCGGAAAACUUUUUGGACAUCAAAAGAGUUCUCAUAGCGGAGAACAACAAAUUGGGUUUCCUACGUUUACUGGACGCGCGACGAGUGGUCAAAAUAGAUGUUAAUAAGACUAGGAAAAUAUAUGAUCAUCUGUUAGCUGAAGGAUUUAUUGUAAAACCUUAG
Danaus chrysippus (African queen) is the source of this 1296-nucleotide messenger RNA. Lineage: Eukaryota; Metazoa; Arthropoda; Insecta; Lepidoptera; Nymphalidae. The record is from the annotation of a GenBank genome assembly.